AUGUCACAAGCACGAACCGUUCAAGGAGUAGGCAUUAUUGGUGGAGAGGAAGCAAUAAAUUGGGGUUUGUCGGGACCAAUGCUACGAGCUUCCGGAAUAGAAUGGGAUCUUCGUCAAGUUGAUCAUAAUGAGUGUUACGAUGAAUUUGAUUGGGAACAACAGGCCCUUGAAGGAAUUCCGGGAGGGCCCUAUCAAAAUUUAGAAAUCCGCCGCUUUGAUAGAGUAAAAGAUACUGUAUGGAAUGAGUUUGACUAUCGAUUCAUUAGUAAAAAUCCUUCUCCGACUUUUGAAUUGUCGAAGCAAGAACUUUAUGUGAGAGUCGAAGCACCAAAAGGAGAAUUGGGAAUUUUUUUGAUAGGAGAUAAGGGUGUUUUUCCUUGGCGAUAUAAAAUUAGGCCGCCCGGAUUUAUUAAUUUGCAAAUUCUUCCUCUGUUAGUUAAAAGAAUGAAAUUGGUUGACAUUAUGACGCUAGAUAUCAUUAUGGGAGAAGUUGAUCGUUAA
This is a messenger RNA of Helianthus annuus (common sunflower), 501 nucleotides long. Its product is annotated as NAD(P)H-quinone oxidoreductase subunit H, chloroplastic-like. Gene Ontology annotation, molecular function: NADH dehydrogenase (ubiquinone) activity; quinone binding; NAD binding. The transcript has 3 exons. The record is from RefSeq and is a predicted model, not a curated record. Bases 1 to 501 code for a protein of 166 amino acids. Lineage: Eukaryota; Viridiplantae; Streptophyta; Magnoliopsida; Asterales; Asteraceae.